AUGACCUUUUCUGGCCACCAUAGGUGGUUGAUUGCCUGCACAGCAUUGCUUGCAGUCUUCGUAGUUGGAGCCAAUGGCGUUGAUAUCUAUCUAGAAUGGAAUGUUGCCAUUGACACCACCAUCAAUCCCACUAUUCUUCAGCAACCUGUUAUAACGAUUAAUGGGAUGUUCCCUGGACCCCUCGUCAAUGCCUCCACCAAUGAUUUCAUCCAUGUGAACGUCUUCAACAAUUUGGAUGAACCCCUGCUCCUGACAUGGAAUGGCAUACAGCAGAGGCUAAACUCUUGGCAAGAUGGGGUGUCUGGCACAAACUGCCCAAUCCAACCUGGUAAGAACUGGACUUAUGUAUUUCAGACCAAGGACCAAAUUGGCACUUUCUUCUACUUCCCCUCCAUCAACUUCCAAAAGGCUGCGGGAGGAUUCGGGCCUAUUCGAGUCAACAAUCGUAUUGUGAUCAAUGUUCCCUUCCCUAAGCCAGAAGCAGAGUUUGAUCUUCUCAUUGGUGAUUGGUCGUACACCAGCUACAAGGAUGCCAGGUCGCUCAUACAGUCCAACAAUACGCCAGGACACCUUAAUCUUCCUGAUUUUGUUCUAAUGAAUGGCAAAGGCCCUUAUGGGUACCCGGGGAUAGUCAACUAUGAAUCCUUCACUGUGUCACAAUGGAAGACAUACCGGUUCAGGAUAUCAAACGUGGGAAACGAGUUGAGUUUCAAUUUCAGGAUUCAGAACCAUCAAAUGGUUGUGGUUGAAACAGAAGGGUCUUACACCCAGCAGAUUACAUUGGAUUCUCUUGAUGUCCAUGUAGGCCAGUCCUACUCGGUUCUUGUCACUGCCAAUCAAAAGGAAGCAGACUAUUACAUUGUAGCAACUCCUAAAAUGCUCAGCACUACAGAUAACAGCAGCCUUGUGGGUAAAGGGGUACUACACUAUGCCAACUCCAACACACCAGUAAGUGGUCCUUUGCCAAGUGGCCCUGAUCCAUUUGACCGAGCAUUUUCGGUGGAUCAAGCUAAAUCCAUUAGAUGGAAUAUGACUGCUGGUGCAGCAAGGCCUAACCCACAAGGAACAUUCAAUGUAUCCAAUGUGACACUCUCGCAAACCUUCAUCCUUCAUGCAUCAAUGGCCAACAUCAGUGGCUUACCACGCUAUGUGGUCAACAAUGUGUCAUACCUCACCCUGGACACACCAUUAAAGCUGGCUGAUCAGUUUGCUAAUGGGUCUGACGUGUACCAGCUGGAUCAAUUCCCAGUUCAGUCCGUGAAAGAUGCUGCUGAAUAUGGAGUCUUCGUUUCCACCGGGAACCACAAAGGGUGGAUAGAACUCGUGUUCAAGAAUGAUUUAGAUGUCAUGGAUGCUUGGCAUUUGGAUGGGUUCGGCUUCUAUGUUGUUGGCUUCGGAGAUGGGGAUUGGCAGCCUGAACUGCGCUCAACUUACAACCUUCUGGACCCUGUUGUCCGCUCCACCACGCAGGUGUACCCUGGAGGAUGGACUGCAGUUUAUGCAUUCCUUGACAACCCAGGAAUGUGGAACUUGAGAUCACAGAACUUGAAGAAUUGGUACCUGGGCCAAGAGCUCUACGUCAGGGUUUAUGACCCAGAUCCCAACCCCGCCAAGGAGCGCCCACCACCGGAAAAUAUCCUCCUAUGUGGAAAGUUUGAAACUUCAGCUCCGGCCAGCUCACCAUCAGGGCCACCAGCGGCACCAGUACCGCCAGCGGCACCAGUACCGGCUAAUGCGGCAUUUGGACAAACACCAUGGUUUCACAUCCUCCUCUUCAUCUCCAUUGUUGUAAUACUCUAAAUUGGCCUUGCAAACACAUGGUGGCAUUUUGCAAAGUCCAAGGCAUUGUUUUCUUUAGAGAAAAGAGACAUUGCUCUCUGUUUGUUUUUCUUUAGAACAAAUUGUAAUUUAAGGGAGAGAGGGAUGGCUAUGGAAAAUUUGCAUUAAGAUUAGCCAUAUUGACUUUGGCUAUUAGGUGGAUAAGCAUGGAGGGAACAUGUUGCAGAUAUAGUAUAAAUUAAAAGCAUAAACAGAAGAAAAUCAUAGAAAUAAAAUAAGAUA
This is a messenger RNA of Vitis vinifera (wine grape), 2061 nucleotides long. RefSeq names its product monocopper oxidase-like protein SKU5. Bases 1 to 1800 code for a protein of 599 amino acids. Gene Ontology annotation, molecular function: oxidoreductase activity; copper ion binding. The transcript is spliced from 10 exons. Lineage: Eukaryota; Viridiplantae; Streptophyta; Magnoliopsida; Vitales; Vitaceae. The record is from RefSeq and is a predicted model, not a curated record.